Mesocestoides corti is the source of this 594-nucleotide messenger RNA. NCBI's taxonomy places the organism in Eukaryota, Metazoa, Platyhelminthes, Cestoda, Cyclophyllidea, Mesocestoididae. The record is from the annotation of a GenBank genome assembly.
GUGUUGCUUAGUACCGAGAAUCCCCUUCCAUCGAUGGAACUUGACGUGUCCUUGUCUCCGAGUGCGUCUGUGCAACCCGACGCAACCACCCCGGUCCAAACGUCUGAUCCGGAGGAUGGCCUGAGCGUGCCUGCCGGCAGCCUCUCGACGAAGCUGCUCGACUUCAUCCGCUGCUCCGUGCAACAGCGCCAGCAGACCGGCAGUCCCCAGAAGGGCGGUCGAAAGAAACGGCACUUCGGCCUGCAGGACCUCUGCCUCAUCCAACGCGUCGAAGGCGAGUUGCGGAGGGCUUUCGCCACCGCUGGCACGCCAGUCCGUGCAUGGACGCCUUCGACGAGUUUGCUCAAACCAACCUCCGGUGGGCAGCAAGCUUGUUGGAUUCGUGGCCGUCCGCUCGCUUUGAACGGCUUCCAGCGCAUGCUCGUCCACGCUACCGCCACCUACCUAGGCCUGCAUUCCUUCAGCACCUGGAAUGCCUCCUUCGUGGAUCGCCAACUUUGGGUGGAGAACAGAGGCGAGGCGGUUUGCCCCCCGGAGCAGCCUCUUGUGGUUGCCAUCAGGUCUGCGAUCGAGAAGGCCGCUGCCACCUCCUGA